Molecule: messenger RNA, 3317 nt
Organism: Myiozetetes cayanensis
Lineage: Eukaryota; Metazoa; Chordata; Aves; Passeriformes; Tyrannidae
Gene: SMIM45
Product: small integral membrane protein 45
Exons: 3
Coding region: 470-676 (68 amino acids)
Source: RefSeq, a predicted model, not a curated record
GCUCCGAGAUGCAGUUGGUUGCAGACGGUUCCUCCUUGUGUGUAAGGGGGAGGCCGGCGAUGGGGUGCCCUGGGGAGACUGGAGCGGGGCUGACGCUGCCGGGGAGGCGAUGGGGGAAGCCCCCGGGAGCCCCGGUGGGCAAUAAGGCCGCGGUACUGGAUCCGUGUCCUCCCCACCGCCCGCCACGGCUGCUCCCGCUAUCCCUCCCUCCCUCCCAGCCUGCCUCCCGCCCAUCCGCGACUGUCGCCUCUCGCUGUCACCCAGCUCUCCCGGAGCCGGGUCCCUUCUCCCUGGCAUUGCCUGACCGGGAAAGGCGCCUGACUCAUCCCGGCCGGGCCCCGGCAGAUGCCAGAAGGAGCAGCCCCAUCCCGUUGCCCUGCGCCCGUGGAAGGAGGGCAACGCUGCUCCAGACUCACCUCGCUCCUGGGUGGUGAGGAGAUCUUGGCAAGGCAGAUCGGCUGCUCCUGCCAUGCCCCACUUCUUGGAUUGGUUUGUACCCGUGUAUCUGAUGAUCUCCAUUCUUAUCCUGGUGGGCUUUGGAGCUUGCAUCUACUACUUUGAGCCAGGACUCCAGGAAGCCCAUAAGUGGCGAACACAGAGGCCGAUCAUGGAACGAGACCUUCGGAAGACACUGAUGAUUCGGGACAACCUGGCUUUUGGAGUGCCUGAGGUCUGACAAGCUGCCCAUCGCAUCCAGAGGAGUUUCUACUGGAUGGGCAGCAGAUCACAAGCCUCAGUAGGGAUGACAGUCCUGGUGCAAGCGGGGCUGGUGAUCACUUUGCUCUUUGCUGAUCUGGGUCUUGUACUCAUCACUCACCAUUCUGCCCCUUUGCUUCUUAGUCAAGGUUUGUGUGGCACUGUAGACUUGGGUUUCCCAUGUGCUCACAGGUCUUCACCCAGCCAAAGACUUCUGCUCCUCCCCAUGGCCAAGACUGAUGAACCCUUGUUAGUCACUUGAGUUUGAGCUGUCUGGCAUCUCAACACAACCUUCAGUAGGAAAGGUCUCAGCAGGGUACCAGUCUUGCAAAGGGAUACAGAACCUUUUACUCCUAUUCACGAAGUUAAAUCAAACCCAUUUUGUUUAAGUCCAGGGGGUAUUUUGGGGGAAGUAAAUGGGAUUUCAACACAGAUCAUUACUUCAGUUGAGCUCUUCACAGCACCCAUCCUUGGUGCUGGGAUAGUAAGCUCUGUGUAGUAAGCUGAAGCUCUGUGUAGAGAGGCCAAGGGCUCAGUGAGCCCCAGAGACUGACUGCCUUUACCACUGCUAAAGGCACACCACUUCUGUUUCUGUUUGGGAGGUGGAGAACAUUCAUCCAUCCAUCCAUCCAUCCCAGAUGCACCACAUUCAGAUUAAAGGUCUUUACUAAAGAGAUUUAUCCAAGUCCUGUGUCAAGUUGAGAAUAUUCUGCAUCUCUCCAUGAAGGGGUGCUGCCAGAUUUAUCAUAUAAGCUUCUCCUGAUCUGCCUGACCUUCUGCUCCUCUGUCGCAGAGUGAGAUGGGAUAGUCUGGGAGGCAUCUCGCACUUGGUCUCCUGUGCUCCAGAGCCCUAUGGCAUAGAUAGGCUCUCCCUUAACUGUCAUCCCAAAAAAGCUGUGAAUCAUCUCCUGUAUUUCACUGCAUGUGUUUGAGAAUGCCACUGAGCCUGGCAUCUGCAUGGGCCCAUUGUACCACCUCUGCUUUCUGGACCCAAGCUGUAUAGUGUGAGUCUGGCAGAAAAUCCCAUGUUUAUGGACUUCCUACACUGUUCUUGGCCCAAUUGGCCACCAAAAUGCUGUAUGAAGUUGUGACACUAGAGCUAAGAGGGACAUGCACACCUUCUCCCUCCCUGCCAGCCCAGUGAAUUGCUCAGUGUGCACAGGGAGGUUUGGAAGAGCUCUGAACCUGUGGCAGGAGGUUGUGUUACCUCUCCUCCCAUCCCAACACCCACCCUCUGGGUGCAGUAGGUGCAGCAGUGUUACCUAUGAACGCUCUGACAACAGAGGGGUCCUGUGUGCCCCACUCCUGAAUAUCCCAGGUAUGUUAGCCAGUGCAACAACCUCAUGUGCACAUCUGUGUAUCCUGUGCCAUCACCUGGGCCAGCCAGUAUCUUGGCAACUCACAUCUCCAGUGUCGUCCAUUGUGACAGCUCUGUUCUCCUUUUGGCAGUAGGAGUUCCUCAGGCCAGCUACCCAAAUCUUCCACAGCUCCUGGAUGGUUCGUGUCACUCAGCUUCACUUGUGAAUCCGUCAGUGUCAGUUUUGUCCUCCAUUCCCAAAGAAAGGAGAAGAGUUCAUUGGGUUGGUUAGAGUGAGUGAUGUGGGGAAAUGCAGUGAUUGGGAUUACUUCUGUGCCCAAAGUUUCGCUUGCCCUGGCAAGCAAAGGCUCAAAGCCCAGGUGUGUCCUGAAACUUCGUCAUUCUCUGGGGAUGAAAGUUAAUUUUUAGCUCUAAGGAAUAGGUCAGGACAUUCUACAAAUAUCCUGGGUUUUCCUGGAAUAUUUCAUACACCAGAUUGGAAAUGCAUUACCAUUCUCUUCCACAUCAGAACCAGGCACACUGUCAGGAGCUUUCUGGUUCUGUUUCAGAGAGAGAACAAGUCAAGAGUCCUUUCAUUCAGCCAAAUAACAGUGACUGUGAUGCAAGUACCCUAACUGAGGAGUCUCACUCGUCAGGGAAAUGCAGUGAGUGGGAUUACUCCUGUGCCUAAAGUUACACUCGCUCUGGCAAGCAAAGACUCAAAGAGCAGGUGCAGCUUGAAACAGGUACAUUUUUGUGCCUUGCUUACUUGGGGCUGUGAAAGGGAAAUGCCACGGGGUUGGGCUGCGUGGUUUGACGUGCCACCCUUGGCUGCAUGGCUCACAUCCCCUGCCCUCUGGCACAUCACAGCCAUAUUUCCAAGCACCAGCUUUUGACUCCCUCAUAGACUCCCUCAGACUGCCCUGCAAACAGACACAGCUGAGCUGAAGGGUAGCAGUUAAAACCUCUAUGCUGGAACUGAGGGGCUUGGAGCGAUCAGGGACAAGUUGAACCACCCCUGUGGGAAGGGGAGCCUGCACCCACAGGGAUUCCCUCUCCCCUCCUCCCUGUCUUCCUCUGCGUGCUGUCCUACCUGUUUUCACUUCCAAUCUGCCCACAACUUGAUAUAGAAAUUGAGCAAAAGAAGACAACAAGCAGAUGGGAGAUGGACUAGAGAGAAAAUAAUUAUUCAUCUCCUCUGGUUUGUGUUUUGCAUUGUUUACUGAUGCAUUCAACAUUAGGCCAGGUGUUUUUCAUGGCUAUGAAAGACUUUAUGGCCAGUAGUAUCAAGCCCUCCCCAGUGGAAUAAAAGUGUGUGACAAAC